AUGAGAGAGAAUUUGAAGGAUAAGUCAGCAGUUAAAUGUUCUUUGAAAGCAAAUGAGGGUUAUUUAUACCCACUUGAAAAAUGUUUUAUGUUCAUUCCCAAACUUCCUACAUACAUACCAAUUCAAGAUACACUUAGUGUUUCAUUUUCCAGAGUAUCACAACAAUCCAAGAAGAGUACAGCAGUACCACAAGCUAGAACUUUUGAUAUAAAAUUUCAUACAAAAAAUGGCACGGAGUAUCAAUUCUCCAGCAUCAAUCGACAAGAAUUUGAAAAUUUAUUUAAAUUUUUAAAAGAAAAGAAUAUUCAUACAAUUAUUGAAUCACCUGAUGAAGGCACAGUCAGUUAUGCUGAACUUAUUAAUGAAAUUGGUGACUCAGAUGAUGAUGAAGUGAUGCCAUCUGUCGAUGAAGAUUUUGAAGACUUUGAAGAAAGUGAUGUGACUGAAGAAUAUGAAGAAAAUCCUUGA
Molecule: messenger RNA, 468 nt
Organism: Entrophospora sp. SA101
Lineage: Eukaryota; Fungi; Glomeromycota; Glomeromycetes; Entrophosporales; Entrophosporaceae
Source: the annotation of a GenBank genome assembly